CCUCUUCGUCGUCGUCGGGCAUGCGUUCGUCCGUAGGUCUCGAGAGCCUCGGCCGAUGAGCCGGCCGGCCUGUGUGCACUCGAUGCAUCGAGCCCAUUUGCAGGAUGAAUGGUCGCUCAUGCGCUCGGCUGAUGCUGAUGGAUGAGCGACCGGUGACAGAGGAAAGAUCGCGCGGCCAUGCACAUGGGCGCCGAUCGGCGAUUGGCCUCGAGUGAAUGAAUGAACCCUAGCAUGUGCAUCGAUCUCGCAUGCGCGAAGAAAAGCUUGCUCUGCUCGACAAACUAGAUACUUCCGCGCGAGCGAGUGAGUGAGUAGUUCAACGACCACCGCGAGCGCCGUGAGCGAGUCUCGAACGAUGCAAGAAAGAGGCCGAGGCCGAGGCCCCGACGAGGACGAGGACGACGAUGGCCAUGCCAGCCGAUCGACAUCGAGGGCCGGGCACGGCAGAGUGUCCGUCCGGUUGGACCUCCGAGACGAUGGCCGCAUCGGGGUGGCCAUCGACGACCCCAUCGGGCCUCAUCGUCCUGCCACGCCUUUGAAGCGACCGGCCACGAACAUGGUGUCGUCGGGAGUACAGACGAGAGAAGGCGACGCCAUCUUCCCGCAGCUCACAUCGCAAACCGAUGGAUUGUUCGAGGUGCGGAUGAAAAUGGAGGCCAUGCUCGAUUCCAGGGGCCAGCCGCGGCGCGUCAAGUCGCCUGCCAAAGAAGCCAAAGAAGCGCGCACCCCCGAGGGCACGAGGCUCGUGGUCAAGAUCGACCAUGGCGAUGACGAGCCCUCGUCGUGCACCGUCUACGUGGAUUGGAAUCGGGCCAAAGCCCGUCUACCAUGGCGGGGAGGCUACAUUGACAAGCGGAAUGGAACGAGGCUGCACAAUGCUGCCCAACAAACGGACCCAACCAAAGCGCCUAAAAAGCCGGUGCUCAUGAUCUCGAGAGCGUGCAUGAAGGCACGCACGAAAAAAAUCCAAGAGCAAGGAUCCAAGGACUCGUUCACUCAAAUGGACAGGCCCGGCAUCUUUCUGGACAAUUCCGGCGACUACGAGCUCAUCCCCGGCCCCUACUUCAGCGCCGAGGACUGGGUCGAUGUCAAAGUCGACGCUGCCAUUAUCAUCCAAAAGUACACUCGCCGCGACAUCGCCAAGCGCACUGCAGCCAGAAUGCGCGCUUUUGCUGCCGAGCGCAAGGAGUUUUGGAUCGAGCAAGAAAAGAAAAGGAAAGCCGAAGCAGAUGACCAUCUUCGCUUUGAGAUCCAAAGGCGCAUGAAUCCUCGAACUGGCGAGGACUUUGAGAUUCUGUACACGGAGCUUGCAACUUGGUGUGCACAGGAGCUAAAAGCUAUAACAGCCACUGGAGUGACGGGAAUGGAACGGAGAAAGGCCGUGAAGGAAUUACUUUUCAAGGAGAUCAAGCUGCUUCAAACCAUCGACAGACUGAGAUGUAAGGCCGCGAAAGAGAAUCGAAAAGACCGCAUCAGCGGUGCCAUGGAGAAAAUGAGCACUCCCAAGAUGUGGGAGAUGAAGAAUGGUACGAUCGUUCACGUGCGCACUUUGGGUACAGCGCGAGCCUCGGACCUCAUGCACCUGUACCAUGCUUUGGCCAAGCCGGUGGGGACAAACGACGAGCGGGUGGGAGUGCUGGGCUACGUGAAAUGGACAGUGCAAGUGUUCAACUGCCCGUUAACCAGGGAGAUAUUGGAUCUGGUCGAAAGGGAAGCUGAUCUCAUGAACCGCGGCCGGCCUGCCAGAACGCUGUCAGGUCUUCGUCAACGAAUCCUGAAUCUCUUUCUCCAGUUUGUCGAGACGCCGGAUUUCAACCCUGAAGCUGCAGGGUUUCAGUAUGUACCCACGGAUUUUGAUUACGGAGUCAACCAAGCGCCCACGAGAAAACCGGGCACAGACAAAUUCACUUAGAGAGGAAGAUUUCACUCGAUGCCUCGUGGCGCAAGUGGAAGAGCCCCGCACAGCUCUGAUCUGAUCCAUAGG
Messenger RNA from Marchantia polymorpha subsp. ruderalis, 1984 nucleotides. The record is from the annotation of a GenBank genome assembly. Lineage: Eukaryota; Viridiplantae; Streptophyta; Marchantiopsida; Marchantiales; Marchantiaceae.